AUCUUAUCGAGCGUUCCGUACGCAUCACGAGCGUUUUAAUGCUCGAUACGUCGCAUACGCGUAUAAGAAAAUCAUCAUAUCCUUAAAGAAAAGUCCGUCAGAGUGAGGUAUUCAUUUGAAAUCGAUUUGCGAUCUACCGAAGUGAGAUUUCUAUAUAAAUUUUUCUUUUUCUUUUUGCGACCUAUCAGAAAAAAAAUCUACGACCAUGAAUUUUGAUAGAAAAGAAAAUGAGCUUUGGACCAUGAUCGGAAGGCAAUUGAAUUUUUUAUUCAUAAACGCACCUUAACUUUCAAACGUUUUAAUUUUGGCUCAAUUAGAAAGUUUCGAUUGUAAAAGAUAAAGAUAUUUUAUAUUGAAUGGUCAAGGUAAAAAGAUGAAACGUUUUAUGACGUAAGACACGGAGGAAAUAAAUAAUUAAAUCAUUUAGAACGUUUAGAACGUGAUAAUAACCGUGCAACGUAAAAGAAGGAGAAGGUCGCGGCGCGUAAUUUAAACUUUAGUGAAAUCAAUCGAAUGGUUGUGAAGCUUUUUAUCCAAAAGUGGAGCAAUAUAAAGAUAACAGUUUACGGUACUUUCUACCGUGUACUUGUUAUCUUCUACCAGAUGUGAUACUUUCGAAAGGAAGAAUGAAAAAUAAACGAUAUAUUUAUUAGCUUCUAGUUGAAUAGUCGCUUGUUUUUCUAUCGUUUUAUUGGAAAACGAUUUGUUGGAGAAUACGAAAGUCGUUUGAAUUAAAAGGAACCGAUUUCGUUGAGAAUGUAGGUUAGAAACGUUCGAGUAUAAAUUAUAAAUAAUGAAAAGAGAAUGCGCGAAUCUUCUAGACGUUAGUGAAUUUUGACUUUGAACGACAGAUCUAUCGGUUUAUCGAUAUUAUCGUUUACAUCAGAUAACUCGAAUGAAUCGUGAGCAUCUCUCUCUCUUUCUCUCGCUCUCUAUCGGAUCCCGAGAAAAAGCGAAGAACCGACAGUCCGUAAAGAUACGCGUUGCCGUGUAGCACACAUACAGCACUUGAUAUUCUCCUACUAGUUUGAAAGAUCAUUUGUUGCGAUAGAUCAUAGAUAUAAAUGUUUUUAUUUUUCGAUGAAUUUAAAUGAUUCGCGAGGAAAAUAAGGGUCAAUAAAUGCGCGUAUAGCGUUCUCUUGCUUCAUAGGCUCGCCGAGCCUCAAGCGUCCAUUAAAUUCAAUUACGCCAAUCAAACAACGCGUAUAAUUAUAUUUACAAUUAUAUUACGAGCAUGAUGAUCGUGUCACCGAGCCUGAGCUUAAUCGCAGCCGGAGUGGCUUCUGGGCUUUGCUUUAUCCUCUUCAGUACCUUACGGAAAGGGAAAGAAGCAGACUCACGAAGAAAAACGAAAGAGAUCGUAGUUACGGACGAUGGGCGGUGCGCUUGCUGCCUGAAGCCUUUCUUGAUCGGACGCGGUAUAAGUUGCAACGAUUGCGGCGUCAGAUCCUGCAGAAAAGUUUGUUCUCGUUGGGAUUGCGAAGACAACGCCUGGCAUUGUCUCUUCUGCCAACAGCAAAGGUCGUGGGCGAGAAAAAAGGAGAAGUGGUUCGAAACUUUUGGCGGCACGUUCAAAGAGGAGGAAUUACAUCGUUACUUCGAUACGGCUAAAUCUCGAGUCUGUCUCAACGCAGGAUUGGAAAAUGCAGCUACUGGUUCGAGUUUGGACCUGGCCGCGGGUGGUCAAGAGGACUCGAACACGAUGGAAACCGUUAGAGUCUUUAUCGAAAAAAUAAUCGAAGAUCUGAUCGGUAACGUGGACGACGCGUCUAUCGAUCGUCUCUACGAUCAUCCGGAAUACAAACCUUCGACGGAUUCGCCAACAAUGGCACACUCGGCUCUUCGCGAGCUCGUCGAACGGGCCGUCGAAGAGGCCAAAAAAUUACCUGGUCUCGCUGGCUCAUCCGUCGAUAAUCCGAGGACGAACGAAGAGUGUAAUAUCUCGGAGCACAGCUACGAAGACCUUCUCGCCACUGCGAUAUUGAAUAAAGUCAUCGAGAAAUUCCAAAGAGAACAAGUGGAUGGAAAUAGCAACGUCCUGCAUGAAAAGCCUUCGGCUAAAGCGGAAAGCGAAAUCGAAUUAGGUCUCGACGAAGGCGUCGAAGAAGGUAGCAGCAGUUUGGAGCCUUUAUCUCAGGACGAAUGUAGUAGCGAUUGCAGCGGACCACGUUCGAGGCACUCGCGAAAUCGUCAAGAGCCAUUAUCCCUUACGAUAGAGGAACGGAUAGAGGAGGUAACAACCACCUAUACAUCCGACGAAGAUCCUCCGGAAUGUGUAAAGAAUGGACUACGCAUCACAAAUGUUCGUCGUGUGCCAUUUCCGGAGCUUGGUAUGGACAUAAUCGAUCCCUCUCAGGAAUCUUCCGAUGAAAGCCAAGACGAAGAGUAUGUAUCGACGGUUCACGUCAAUCUCGUAUCACCGUUUCAAUCCUGGGAAGAGAAUUGGCUGUUUCAAAAGAAAAGAGUACCGAUUCAAUCGGAUCCUGUUGCCAUGCUCGUACCAAGCUCCAGCGCCGAUUUUAAAGCCUUGAUCGGCGAUAAGGAUGCCGAGGAUACGUCCGAUCUUUCAGAAUGUUCGUCGGCGCAAUCUGACGAAGAAAUCGAAAAGGAACUCAUAGAGGCGAUCAAUAACGUUGUACCACGACCACCGAGAAUAUCGGAAUCCGAGAUGGUAGAAAGUUCGUUGAAUGAAAAUGAAGUUGCUCUUAGGAAUAUUGAAGAUUUUCAUUCGACGGAGAAGUCUUGCGAAUUUACUGAAACGUUAUUCACGUUGGAUGAUGAAGAUGGAAUUACUAGAGAAUUGUGUAACGGUGACGUUAAAUGCACCGAAAAGAUGAACAGCGAAAAAGAUGCGAUCGAGGAAAUUCGGGGAGAGACGAAACUCGUGAAGAAUUCUUUGAACGAUGGCUUAGAGAAGGAAGAAACGAAUUGUAAAAUAGAAAUGAAUGAUGAAAUGUUUGAGACAGGGUCGGCGGAAUGCGAAGUCGAAAAUAAGCAAAUGGUAGAUUCGAAGAGUGAAAUACAAAGAACGGAUAUCCGAUUACUUCAGUCUCAAAAGGAUACCUUGCCGGAUGUGCCAAAGACACCGAUUCCGUCCACGUUGGAGAAUAAUUUUGAAAUUGUAACUAACGACGUGACAGUUUUGGAUUUCAACGAGAAGGAAAUUUUUAAUUCUUUGGAAUCGACUCGGUAUUAUAAAAUAAUGGAUCAGGAUAUCGAUGGCGAGGAGGAUAAAACGUUGUACUCGUUAGACGUCUAUUCUAAGGAAGGAAUACACUUUGAAGAUGGUGCUCAGCAAGAAAGCGAAUAUACCGAACAUUAUGAUACGGCAACACAGAGACACUUGGACAGUCUAACGAAAGAUGACAUCUACGUGUCACAAAAUGACAUAAUUAACGACGAAGUAAUGGAAAUAAACAAUACCGAGUCAAAUUUAUUGUUCAAAGACGAAACCAGCAAGUGCCGAGAAGCUGUGGCAUUUGCCAAAGCUGAUUCGGUUUCUUAUUUGUCCUUGGAAAAGAUAGCCAAUAAAGAUGUACACAUGGCUACACCUCCACGUCCAGGUACGAUCGCUGAAAGAGAACAUAGAAAGUGGGAAAAUGCACCGCCGAUUGAAAAUAAUCCUUACAGCGAACAGAGCAUUCAAAAAAGACUUUUGGAAAGACAGUAUAGCAGGAGGUCGGCGGAUAUUCCAGGAAUUCAUCCCGAAUUGCCGAAGAGCAACGGAACCGAUCUUGUUCUAGUACCGAAUGAACCGGAUAUUAAACGGUUUGGCAGAGAUUACUACAUCAAUAAUGCAAAAUCGCCAUCCGGAGAUAAGAAACGAAAACCAAUAACAGCGUCCGCAACGAGCAGGCCUAGUAGUGCAUUGUCUCAACGUUCGGCUUCGACCGGGACUGAACAAGAACAACAGACUGAGGAGAUCUUGGACAAGGACGUGACAUACGAUUCUAUCAAAUCAAGAAUGGAGAAAUGGCGAAGGAACAAUUCUAAUUCCUCUACGGAAGGUAGCGCGAAAGAUGAAUAUUUGGAGAAGAAGAAGAAGAACGAUGCCUCUUUGAUCAAACGUCAAAAGUCUUGGAACGAUCAAAAAGUGGAGGAUCUUUUGGAGAACGAACGUAAGAAUAGUAAAAAUGAGAUAAACGCGAGGCUGAAUAAUCAGGACAACAAUUGUGGGAUCUUCGAAGCGAAGAAAUCUUAUAUUCAGAGCGAUAAUCAGAAGACGAUACGACGUAUCGAUUUAAAAGCUUACGGAUUUGCAAACGAGUUCGAUUCUAACAAGGGAAAAAUCGUAAAACCGACGAGACCGCAAAAGGUUGUGAACAAGCUCGAUCUUAAAUCGUUUGGUUACGAUGGUGGGCUGCGUCGUACUCAAUCGCACAAUCAGAUCGAUGGAAUCGACAUAAAGCCGAGAAUCGUUAGGGUGGAAAAAAAGUCGAAUCUAAAUCAUUUCGGGGAUCAUCGUAACUUCGACGAUCGAGAUACCUACGAAGGGCAAUGUUCUGACGAUCGAAGCCUAACGCAAAGUACAGGAACUCUUAAUGAACUUUGCGAGCAAAUGGAUCACAAUCUUUUCAGUACGAUGACCUCUGCCAAAUCGGUACCGAAUAUUGCGAAAAGUGAAUAUUAUGAGAAUUCAAAUGAGGAUUCGAAAGACGUCGAGAGUGAGGAAGAAAAUGCUUCAAAUGAUCCAAAGGAUAAAAAAUUGAAAGUCGAUGUUGAGAAUGACAGUGGCUCGUCGAACGUUAGCUCGGAGAUAGACGCAGAAGAAAAGGAUCGUUCUACGGAGAAAUUAUUAUAUGAAAAUCAAGAGGAGGAGGAGGAGGAGGAGGAAGAGGAGGAUUUUUCGGAAGAGAAAAUGAACUUGAAAAAUAUUAUUGAAAACAAACUUCCAAUGCCGUCGGUCAGAAGAUUGGCCGAGGCUUUCAACAAGCCGUCGGUAAUCUCUUCAAUUUCUGUUCCACGAACAACAAAAUCUAAUACCGCGCUCAAUGAGAGAUCUCCAACGCCAGAAGUGCAAAUAAUCGAGACGCCCAGGCAGAUGCACAGCUUAACGGCCAGAUCUCUUUCGAAACAAUUUCGAGAUGGUUUACGUCAAAUUCCAAAUAAAGUAACUUCACCACCGGCUAGUCACGUAACGAUGGAGCAACCGAAUGGUCGCGAAAAUCAAUCGGAAAUCGUACAGACUAAAAAGGAUAAUUCGUUGAAAGACAUAAACGUAAUAGCGCCUGGUAAGUUAAAAUCUAAUAUCAAAUUUUGGGAACAAAUGCAAAGGCGGAGUUAGAAUUAUUAAUGGACUUUUCAAUUGCAUCAAAAGGCAAAAUAUUACCGUCGCCGUGGCGACGAUUUUUAAAUCAUAACAUACACAUAAUGUAUUUGUAAUAAUAUACACAACGCUAUUUUAUAUACUUCUAUUAGAAUUGCGUUUCCCGCAGACCAGUCAUAAUUUUAUAUGAGAUAAGUGAAAAUAUGAUGAAGCAUCGUAUUGAAACGAUGAAAAUACAAAAUGAUUGCAUUAGUAGAGAAGUUACCAUCCUUACCACGUGCAAGAAUGUGUUAACGGAAUAUAUUAAACAAUUAAUUGUGAAGUUACAUCGAGUCAGUUCAAUUACUUAUGUGAUUAAAUUUGUGCCAAAUGACAUGAACAUGUCAUUAGCCAAAGAAGA
Molecule: messenger RNA, 5666 nt
Organism: Vespa crabro (European hornet)
Lineage: Eukaryota; Metazoa; Arthropoda; Insecta; Hymenoptera; Vespidae
Gene: M7BP
Product: glutamic acid-rich protein
Exons: 16
Coding region: 1235-5284 (1349 amino acids)
Source: RefSeq, a predicted model, not a curated record